GCGUCCUGUCUCUCCGCUCAGUCCGCUGCUGCUGAAGGAAGGCAGGGAGGAUUAAACUCACUAAAAGUUGCAUUAAAAUAAAAUCUAUCCUCCCUCCAGCCCCAGACCCCCGGUACCGCCUCUCCUCCUCCGCGGGAUCAGAGCUCCUCUGCGGCCGGUGCUCACGGCUGAAGCGCGGGGGAUCAUCAGCGGAGCAUGGCGCUCACAGGGCUGCUUCUAGCGGCGGCUGCGCUCGGCUCGCUCGGGCCGGGACUGCUGGCUCAGGACGCGGUCAGGAACAGAUUCAGAGAAUGCCCGGUGGACCUGUUCUUCGUGCUGGACACAUCUGAGAGUGUGGCCCUGAGAGCCAAACCGCCAGAGUUUUACAUCAACCAGCUCAAGACCUUCACUAAGAAUUUCAUCGAUGAGCUGAAGGACGUGCGGCAGCCGUGUGAUCGCUAUGUGACGUGGAACUCUGGAGCUCUGCACUACAGUGACGAGGUGCAGCUGAUCGAGGGUCUGAUGGACCUGAAGACGAGGAGCAACGAUCUUAAAAGAUCCAUAGAUGCCAUCAAAUACAUCGGCAAGGGAACCUACACUGACUGUGCCAUCAAGGAGGGCAUCGCUGAGCUGCUCAGAGCGGGAUCCCACUACAAUGAGAAUAAGUAUAUAGUGGUUGUGACGGACGGUCACCCCGUCACAGGCUAUAAGGAGCCCUGCGGAGGAAUCCAGGAGGCGGCCAACGAGGCCCGGCAGCACGCCAUCAAAGUGUUCGCUGUGGCCAUCAGCCCCGACCAGGAGGAUACCAGACUGUCCGUCAUCGCUACAGAUCAAAGCUACAGACAGAACUUCACCGCUGCAGACAACGCCCGCUCCACCACCAUGAACACCAUUCGCACCAUCAUUCACAUGAUCACCAAUGAAACUAAGGAUGUGUGCUGCACCUUUGAGUGUAAUGCUCCUGGAGGCCCUGUUGGUCCUGGUGGAGAAGCAGGAUAUAGAGGCGAGACAGGAAGACCGGGGAUGCCAGGAGAGAAGGGAGACACUGGGCCUGUGGGAAAUGCUGGAGAUCCCGGGCCGGUUGGAUACCAAGGCAUGAAGGGAGACCAAGGAGUGAGAGGUGAAAAGGGAGAGAGAGGACACAAGGGUUUUAAGGGAGAUAAAGGACACCCGGGAAGAGACGGGACUGAUGGGCGUAAGGGAGAGCCGGGGUACGCCGGGCUGCCGGGCUGCAAAGGGUCUUCCGGUCCAGACGGUUUACAAGGAGAGCAAGGACCUAAAGGAGACCCUGGUCCUUAUGGACCCAAAGGAGAAAAAGGUGAGACUGGCAAAGAUGGCGGCCCAGGAAGACCUGGUAACUACGGCGCUCUUGGAGAUAAGGGUGACAGAGGACCCAGAGGAGCCAAUGGGGAUAAAGGCGAGAGAGGAGAUGAUGGACCACCAGGACCGGACGGCCCACGAGGAGAUAGGGGUUUAGCAGGAGAGAAGGGUGAGCAGGGGUCUCGAGGAAGCCGAGGACCCAGAGGAGAGCCUGGUGAGCCUGGUCCUCGGGGCGAGCAGGGACGAGAGGGAUCAGCAGGACCCAAUGGAGACCCAGGUCAGGCAGGAAGAGCUGGAGCUCCAGGUUACCGUGGUGAUGAGGGUCCCCCAGGACCAGAGGGCCCUAAAGGACCCAGAGGGAUUAAAGGAGCCCCUGGAGACAGAGGUCUGAUGGGAGAGAGGGGAGGAGAUGGACCACAAGGAAACGGAACAGAGGGUUGCCAUGGUUUCCAGGGUUAUCCUGGUCCCAGAGGAGAUCCUGGAGAACCUGGAAGCAGAGGAACCCCUGGGCCCAAAGGAGACGAUGGAGAAGCUGGUGAUCCUGGAAUAGAUAACGACCAGCCGGGUCUGCGCGGACCCAAAGGAGCCAAAGGCCAUCGAGGACCUGAAGGAAAAUCUGGACCACCAGGACCACCUGGGCCUGCAGGAGCUGAUGACUGCGAGAUCCUGGAUAUAAUCAUGAAGAUGUGCUCUUGUUGCGAGUGUAAGUGUGGACCCCUGGACAUUGGCUUUAUUGUGGACAGCUCUGAGAGUAUCGGCGCCACCAACUUCGCCAUCGCUAAAGACUUCAUCAUCACUGUGAUUGACAGGCUGAUGAAGGAUCAGCAAGUCAGAUUUGGUACGAAUGAGUCCCGCGUUGGCGUGGUGCAGUACAGUGGAGCCAGCGCACAAGAGGCUGUGAGGCUUGGUGACCCCAACAUCAAUACCCUAACUGACCUGAAGCAGGCUGUUAAAGAGCUGCGCUGGUUGGCCGAGGCUACGUACACCGGAGAGGCUCUUCAGUUUUCUCUGGAUAAUAUGAUUGAGCGGCUGGUGAAGGAGAAGAGCAUAGUGAUCGUUCUGACCGAUGGCCGUUCAGACACCACCAGGGACAAGGUGCCUCUAAAUGUGCUGUGCGGUAAAGGGCUGAAGGUUGGAGGUGUGGGUGUUGUAGACUAUGCAGGGAGACAACCCAGAGAAGAGCAGCUGGAUCAGGUGGUCUGUCUGGAUGAUCCCAGGAAAGGGUUUUCCUUCGUCCUCGACAACUUUGGGAUGCUCCUGGACGAUAGCUUCCUGCAGAAUCUGACUGACAGAAUGUGUGAAGAUAAGAAAUGCCCCACUUACACUUGUCCAAUUUCCUUCAAUGAGAAUACAGAUAUCCUCAUUAUGAUGGACAGCUCGGCUAGCGUGGGUUCCAAGAACUUCAAGAUGACUCAGGACUUCACCAAGAGGCUGGCCGAGCGCUUCCUGUCCGCAGAGCGGCAAAGAACCGUGCAGGUCCGCGUCGGAGUCGGCCAGUACAGCAGCAGCGCCAAGAUCGAAGCUGAAUUUUCCUCCAACACCACUCAGGUGACUGCCCAGAUCGAGGAGGCCACCUUCCAGAACGCUGGUACCCAGGUGACGGAGGCUAUGACCUUCGCCAACACCCGCUUCAGAGGCGGCAGACCCAGGAAGAAGAAGCUGCUGCUGUUUUCAGACGGCCGUUCACAGGGAAUCAACACCGUGCAGAUAGAAAAGGCGGUGGAGCAGCUGAACACCAAUGGCAUCGAGCUCUACGUUCUGGCUGUUGGCAAUCAGGUGAACGAAGCCAACCUUCGCGCCUUGGUGAGUCGGGGGCGUCCCUACGACAACACGUACGCCUACCGCCAUCUCUUCAAAGCCCCCGACUACCGCGCCAUGCUCAGGGGGGUCUUUUACCAAACUGUGUCACGAAAGAUUUCACUGGUCUGAAGGGGGAGAGAGUGAGUGUGGGUAAAAUAAAAAAAUACGAAAAUACGAAAAAAAGAAAUUUGAAGAUAAUUGGGAAGUUGGUGGGGCAAAAAAAACUUUUCGGGGGUAUUAUAGAGAGUAUAGAGUAUAAAGUAUAGAGGGAGGGGGGGCAGUAGAGCACAACAAGUAUUUUCUCAAUUCGAUUUUUCUUCAUUGAUUUUCAUUCGAUUGUGACUCAUAUCAGAAUUUACAUCAUGUAGGGUUUCUCAUAGUCAGUGAUUUUUUUUUUUUUUUUUUUGCUUUUAAAGUGACAAGAUAAUGAUUCUGUCCAAUAAUGAUAGAAAUGGUUAAUAAAUGACAGUCUUUAGAAAAGGGAAAGAGAUUAAGAUGAAAAUCUCACAAAAAUCUCACAAUCAAGACAUAUCGACAUAUAGUAAUGUGCUUUUGUUGGCCCCUAGUUGAUUGUUUGGUGCUUUGAGCUAUUUGACCUAUUCGUAUACAUUGGACGAUACGUUUUACUUUUUAGAAUGUGUCCUUAUCCUGAAUGUUUAAUGUAGGGAUGCACCGAUCUCUUAUUAGGAUCGGAAAUAUCAAUGACAUCAUAUGUGCCAUUUAGAAUUGGCUGAAUCGACUGAUGGAUAAUAAAAUUAGGCAGAUUUAUAGUAUCCUGUUACUAACUAUCAGAGAGUAAUCCAGCUCAGAAAAACAGCCCAACUGUUAGUAGCGUCACGGCUCCACCCCAGCUAAGCCUGGCUGUUGUGAUUAGCAUUGUGAUUAGCCUCCUCCAAACCUGCUAAGGCCUUCUGUGCUGUGUCUGUUAGCAUAGCAGCUCCACCUCAGCCGAGCCUGGAUGUCAGCAUCACUGCUAAUCUGCUCAAAACCUGCUGAAGUUAGCUGCUUUGUCUGUAUCUGCAGUGUGGUUCCAAGCCGAGGAGAACUCAGAUGUUAGCAUUGCUAAGGCUAACUUCUGUGUAUCUGUGUAUCGGCAUCGUGGCUCAAAUCCAGCCGAGACUGGCUGUUAGCAUUGCGGCUAACCGACUGAAACACUGAAACGUUUAUGUAUCUGUUUUGAUAUCCGAACUAAAACACCACGAUCGGUGCAUCCCUACUUUUAUAUAUUUGAAAACCUUUCAUGUUUGCUGGUCAAGAGUUGAGCCUCUCUCUAUGAGAUGAUGUGUAAACUGAGUCAAUCUCCCUGCAAAUGCUGAAAUACACCUUUUUUAAGUUUAAGUAAGAACUUACAUUGUAUUUUUCUUAAAUCUGGGGUAAAAACAAAUCUAUCAAAGUUCCAUUUAUCUCAUUUUUGAAUUCCAUUAUGUAUCACUUGAAUGGAAAUUUGGUGCUAACAGUGUUCACUCAGGCUCCUCACGUAAAUACAAAAGCACACUUGCUUUAAAUUUGUUCCUGCCUUUAACCAAAGAGAUUUUUUUUUACCACUAGAAUUGUAUAAAAUUUUAUAUGUGUCAGAAAUGUAAAAUGUAAUGUCAUUUGGAAACAGCUUUGAGGAUGCUGUCGAGGUAUUUUCAAUAAAGAAUGCUUCACUCCA
Molecule: messenger RNA, 4753 nt
Organism: Astyanax mexicanus (Mexican tetra)
Lineage: Eukaryota; Metazoa; Chordata; Actinopteri; Characiformes; Acestrorhamphidae
Gene: col6a1
Product: collagen, type VI, alpha 1
Exons: 35
Coding region: 196-3228 (1010 amino acids)
Source: RefSeq, a predicted model, not a curated record